Trematomus bernacchii (emerald rockcod) is the source of this 3102-nucleotide messenger RNA. RefSeq names its product sorting nexin-4-like. Bases 67 to 1380 code for a protein of 437 amino acids. Gene Ontology annotation, biological process: protein transport. The transcript is spliced from 14 exons. The record is from RefSeq and is a predicted model, not a curated record. Lineage: Eukaryota; Metazoa; Chordata; Actinopteri; Perciformes; Nototheniidae. Gene Ontology annotation, molecular function: phosphatidylinositol binding.
CGCAGACCAAAGGAACCACUGCUCUGCCAGUUCAGCUGACAACAGCAGCAGCUCGGCAGCCGGGGGAUGAUGGCAGACUCUGGAAGUAACGAAGAAGUGGCUGUGAUCGGUAACACCGACAUCACUUCAACAGAAACCGAGAGCAACAUUAUCAACACGAUGGUGGAACGAGGGACAGCUCUGUUGAGGAAAAUGGAGAUAAACGUGGCAGAAGCAGAGAAGAGAACAGGGAAAAACACCGUUAACAUGCAGGAAACCUAUACUGUCUACCUCAUAGAAACACGGCCAGCUGAAACUGUUCCAGGCGGGGGGGUGCCUGCAGCACCUGACACUCUGUGGAGACGCUACAGUGAGUUUGAGUUACUCCGAACAUUCCUCCUGGUCACCUACCCCUACAUCAUCAUCCCUCCACUCCCGGAGAAAAGGGCGGAGUUUCAGUGGCACAAGCUGGCAGCAGACAACCUGGACCCAGACUUUGUUGAGCGACGGAGGGUCGGCCUGGAAAACUUCCUGCUGCGUGUUGCAUCACAUCCUGUCCUUUCCAAUGACAAGAUCUACUUCCUCUUUCUGACAGAGGAGAAAGGAUGGAGGGAGGCGGUUUUGGAGACGGGAUUCCAGGAUAAGGUUGACUCCAGACUAAAGUCUCUGAGUGCCAUGUUCAGAGUCAAGAACCCUGACAAGCGAUUCACAGCAAUGAAACAAUACAGUGAUGAACUGAACACUGUCAUCUCUCAGUUACUGAGGGUGCGGGCGAGAGUCGCAGACAGGCUGUAUGGAGUCUACAAGGUCCACGGUAACUACGGCAGAGUAUUUAGCGAGUGGAGUGCUAUUGAAAAAGAGAUGGGAGACGGGCUGCAGAGUGCUGGCCACCACAUGGACACGUAUGCUGCACAAAUAGAUGACAUUCUGGAGGAAGAAGAACACUAUGCAGACCAACUGAAAGAAUACCUUUUCUACACUGACGCCGUCAGGUCAGUAUGUAAGAAACAUGAGCUGAUCCAGUAUGAGUUGGAGAUGGCAGCUCAGGAACUCAUCUCUAAGAAACAGCAGAGAGAAGAGCUGGCUACCGGGACAGUACGUGUGUUUUCCCUGAAGGGCAUUACCAGUAAACUGUUUGGCACAGAGAGCCAGGAGCAGAGGGAGAGCAGGCUGGCUGCUCUGGAGCAGAGCAUCCAGGAGGGGGAGGAAACGCUCAAGGAGAAGAACACAGAGUGCAAAGAGUUUGUUCAAAUGGCCUGGGAAGACAUUGAACGUUUUAAGGAGCAGAAGGACAAAGAUCUGCGUGAAGCACUCAUCAGCUAUGCCAUUAUGCAGAUCAGCACGUGUAAAAAGGGAAUCCAGGUGUGGUCCAACGCCAAGGACUGUUUCAACAAAAUGUGAGCCGCUUUCCAGCCAUUCGCUCUCUUGAAACAAAACAAUAGUCAAUCACAUUUUCCAGAGUGGGACCAGCAACCAAUCCUUAAACUGCCUUCAAAUGGAGAUGGAACACAGGAGCCUUAAUACUGCCCUCACUUUGUUAGCUACGCUGAAUGAUUCUGUUUCUUUUUCACUCUCUUUCCGUCUCACACACAUGCACACACACAUUUAUUUAGAGACAGUUUCCAUGUCAGUCCCAGCUGUCCUAACAGCCUCAUUCUCCUGGCAUUCUGCUGAUGUGGUUUUCAGACUCCACAUGAUCCAAGUUUUCAAUACUUAUUUCCUCUUUUUUGAAAAACUGACAUCAUGAACAAGAGGAAACUCCUGCACUAAUAAUAAUGCAUGGUGAUUGCACAUUGGGAAUGGCUGUGCAAUGAAUUUGGGUUGUUACAAUUAUCUCUCAUCCUUAAAAUAUGGAAAAUGUAUUCACAAGAAGGAGUAUAUUUCAGUCAGUUUUAGAGAUCAUGCUCUCUUACGACGAUGUUUUAAAAGGAGGUAAAGACUGAAAAAUACAGCACCAAGCUUGUUUGAAUAAAAAAUCUAAAGGAUAUCAUUUUUAUGUUGAUAAUUAGAAUGGCAUUUAAAUGUUCUUUCAGCAAGAGCAUCUAUGUCCCUGGGCCUUCCUUAAUGCAGCAGAGCUUUGCAUUGAGAUAAAAGGACAGACAUUCAGGUAUCAAUGUUAGAAUUGUUGCCAGGAAUAAUGUUUUUCAAAAUACUUCUACCACUACUUCUUCUCAGCCUCGAAAGAAGGUGUAAUCCUUUGAAGUUCAUAAUAAAUCAGAACGGGAAGUCAAAAUUGUGAGGCAUGGGGACAAUAACCACACUUAAGAAAGUUACUACACAUUAACUUCCUUUUUCUUCUUAAUUUCCAUUUCAGUCUUUAUGCUGUUUUUGAACGAUAGCCGACCAAAGUGCUUAUGACCAAGAGCUAGUCUGUAUAUUACAGAUCACGGGUGGGGAGCACAGGAGAGGUGUUGACUAGCUUUGGGCAGUUUUUGUUAUAUUGUUUUUGUUUCUUUUAUGUGCCAAAAGCAAAUAACCAAUAAUAACAUACAGUCAUGAAGGCCUCACUUAGGUUUUAGUUACUGUGGAUGCUUUCUUUGAGGACUGAGACAUGGCACUGCUAUGAAUUAACCAAUCUGCAAACAAUAGUGUUGUGAAACGCAACCGGUGCUGAAAAUUGAAUAAUUGUGCCUUUUUCUUUGCUGUCAAGCUUUAUUGCCUUAAAAUGAACAUGGGUUUUGUACAACAGGGGAGACACAAAAUGUGCCUCGCCCCUUUUUCUGAUGUUAAGGUACUGGACUGAAUACUAGACAUGGGUUUUGAUGCGCAUGCCUCAGGUCAAUGGUUAGGAAAAAUACUGACCAAAUAGUGGAAACCUUUAACUACAAAUACGUCAGUAACUCAAAUUCUCGCUAAAUACAUAUGCUAUAAACAAUACAUGUGCUACUUUCAAUAUCUAUCUAAGGACAGAUGAGUGCAAAAGGGUCAUGUAAAAGUUGUGCAGAGAUUUGUUCUCUUUGUUAUCCCUGCUCUUUCUUAACAAAUCAUCAGACAUACUCUAAUUUCCCAAAUCAAGGCUUUUUGUAUGUUUUUUGUAUUAACUUGUUCAAUAAGAGAUUGUUUAAAUGUUUAUUUAAUCAUUGUGCUAUGACACUAAUAAACGCAUUUCUUUUUUAAAAACGA